AUGGAUGAUGAGUUAAAUGGAACAAUUAUAACUCUUGGUGGGUAUGUGGAAGUUAACAAAUACAGAUAUGUUUAUUUCUUUAUUAUAUUCAUAAUAUAUUUGUUAAUAAUAUGCUGUAAUUUAACGAUUGUGUACCUUAUCUGGAAGCACAGAAACCUCCAUGAGCCUUUGUAUGUUUUCAUUGCAGCUUUGCUAUUGAAUUGUGUUCUUUACAGCACUUGUGUUUACCCAAAGUUUCUGAUAGACUUUUUAUCUGAAAAACAGGUCAUAUCAUAUCCAGCUUGUCUUUUUCAGUUUUAUAUUUAUUAUGGUAUAGGCAGUUCAGAGUUCUUACUAUUGUCAGCCAUGGCCUAUGACCGAUAUGUUUCUAUAUGUAAACCUCUUCAAUAUCCAACUAUCAUGACAAAAACCACUGUAAGUAUUUUCCUGUUUGUUGCUUGGCUUCUGCCUGCUUGUCAAUGUUUGGUCCCAGUAAUAUUCAGUGCUAAAACUAAACUGUGUAGCUCUACUUUAAAAGCAAUAUUUUGUAAUAAUGCAAUUUACAGUCUUCAAUGUGUCUCAUCAAGAACAAUUACUAUAUUUGGUGUAGUGGCUUUAUUAUUUUUCCUAAUUCUGCCUGUGCUUUUCAUAAUUUUUACAUACACAAAGAUAUUUAUAAUAACCUAUCGAAGUUCUAAAGAAGUCAGGAAAAAAGCAGCAGAGACCUGUUUACCCCACCUGAUGGUUUUAAUCAGUAUCUCCAUUUUAAGUGUAUAUGAUAUCAGUAUAGCUCGAGUAGAAUCUAAUUUGCCGAAACCUGUACGUUUAAUAAUGAUGUUACAAAUAGUUCUGUAUCAUCCUUUGUUUAAUCCACUUAUAUACGGGCUCAAAAUGAAAGAAAUUUCUAAACACCUCAAAAGGUUGUUCCUUCCAGCGAAAAAGGCUUGAUGUAUUAACACUGAUCACCACUUUAUGGGAUUUUUUUCUGAAAUAAUCAUCCAAAGAUAUUCAUUUUCAAAGGUAUUUAAU
Centropristis striata (black sea bass) is the source of this 1008-nucleotide messenger RNA. Its product is annotated as olfactory receptor 11H2-like. Gene Ontology annotation, cellular component: membrane. NCBI's taxonomy places the organism in Eukaryota, Metazoa, Chordata, Actinopteri, Perciformes, Serranidae. Gene Ontology annotation, biological process: G protein-coupled receptor signaling pathway. Gene Ontology annotation, molecular function: G protein-coupled receptor activity; olfactory receptor activity. The record is from RefSeq and is a predicted model, not a curated record. The transcript has a single exon. The coding region runs from base 1 to 927 and encodes 308 amino acids.